Messenger RNA from Neopelma chrysocephalum (saffron-crested tyrant-manakin), 13825 nucleotides. It is a transcript of the gene PCNT, whose product is annotated as pericentrin. The record is from RefSeq and is a predicted model, not a curated record. The transcript has 54 exons. The coding region runs from base 27 to 13469 and encodes 4480 amino acids. Gene Ontology annotation, biological process: signal transduction. Lineage: Eukaryota; Metazoa; Chordata; Aves; Passeriformes; Pipridae. Gene Ontology annotation, molecular function: molecular adaptor activity.
GCGGGUCGGGCUGCACCGGCCUCCGCAUGGAGGCGGCGGAGGAGACGCGGCGGCGCAAGCUGGAGGCCGGCAGGGCCAAGUUUGCUUACUUCAGACAGCGAAAAGCAAAGAGCGACGUCGCGCAGCCGCAGAAAAAGGCGGCGCAGAGGAAGGGCUCGGCUGUCCACGCGCAUGACCUUCCGGAGGAAGAGCACCCAGUAGCAGCCAGAGGUGUUGGUAAGGGCGUAGAGAGUAAGGCUGAAGACACCAACCUACUAGAGGCAACAACAGAGGGGAAUGCUGAUUUGUCCAACUGGGAUGUACUGAAUGAUCAUGCAACUGAAAAAGACAGGAUAAAUUCUGCUGCAGAAUACAGUGAGGCUGAUGCAAAGAUGUGUCAGGCAAGGAUAGCUGAGCUGGAGAACAGACUUCUGGAGAAACAGGAGGCAGUGGAAAAACUCACUGCACAGAUGGAUGAACUGCAGGACCAACUCACACAGCACAACGACUCUAUGCAGCUUCAGGAAACUACUGUUCAAGAGCAGAAUGAAAUCAUCAGGAAGCUCACGAGCCGCCUGCAACAGGCCAAGGAAGAGCGGGAUGACCUGCAGGAAGAGGCCUCACGUGUUGCUGGUCAGGUCCACGAUUUACAGCUUCAGUUGCAUCAGGUUAACCAGAUGCUGAGGAGUAAAAGUCUCCGGAAAAACGAAGGAUUAGAAGCCCAACAGCAAAUGUCCUUGUUCCAGGAUCGUCUCAGAGAGCAAAAUGCCCACUUGGAGAUGCUGCGCCAGAAAGCACAUGACCUGGAAGUGCAGUUGGAGUCUUCUCAAAAGAAUACCAAAGAUAAAGAAAAUCUCCUUGCCCAAAUGGAAGAGGAUAUGAAAGGUACAAUGCAAGAGCUUUACAAAAGCAUAGACGAAAAAGAGCAACGUAUUAAAAGCCUUCAGGAUCUGCUGGCAACAGAAAGAUUUGGCUUGUCUGUACUACAACAAACACUUUCUCUCCGGGACUCAGAAAUAACAGAGUUAAAGAAUGAAAUAGCUUUAUCCAAAGUGAAAGAACAGCAACAUAUUGAAGAACUGAAAACCAUUCAUGAGAAGGAUAUUUGCAGACAGUUGGGUAACUUGAGGAAUGAGCUGGAGAAGUGCUACAGAAGAGAGAUUGCAGUAGCCAAGCAGGCAUAUGAAGAAGAAAUUAUUUUAAAAUACAAGAAUGAACUUGAACAGUUAAAAAAAGAACUCUGUGCUUUGAAUUCUGAAGAACACAUUCAGAAUUUGAAUGGCAUAAUAAUUGACUUAAAUAUUAGUCUUCAGGAGUCUGAAAUUAAUAACGAAAAUUUGAGGAAGAGACUUGAAAACCAAAAGGAGGACUUUCAGAGAGAGAAAUCUGAAAUUGAGACUAAAUACAGGGAUUUAAUUGAUGGCCUUAAGUGUCAACUUUCUGAUGCAGAGGAGCAGGCUAAGGAAGCCCAACGAUAUAAACAAGAAAAACAGUCCUUGAAUGAAGAGAUUCAGAAACUGAAUUCUUUCAUCCAGGAAUUAAAUGAAAAGCGACUUUAUGAGGCUGAAAAAAGUAUAGAUGUAAGGCAAAAGCAUGAUGGAGAGAUUGUCUGCAAUAAAAAGCUAAUGAAAUUGAGGGAAAACCCAAUUUUAUCAGGGGUGUCAGAGUUGCAGGUAGCAGAGCUUGAGGAGAUGUGGGACAAACCACAGCAGUUAGAAGGUGGAGACGAGCCAGUACACGAAGAACUGGAGUCCCAGUGUGACUCCUCAGGGGAUCAGUUAGAAGAAAUUAAGAAUUCAGAGAUCACGGGGAAUAAUGGAAGUAGCAAAGGAGAUAACCUGUCUGAAGGACACUUGUCAGAACUGGGGCUCUUCAGUGGUGAUGAAGGCAUGUUGGCUAAAUAUCUCAUUUCCACGGGAACACCAGAUGAGUCCUGCGCAUCCAGCACUUCAGAAGGCCGUGCCAUCGAGGAGGGUAGAUGCAGUACCUAUGGGCUAGACAACAGUGUGCUUUUAGAACCCAGCACUGGUUUUAUAUCUCCUCCAUUAAACUCUAGCCUUGAUGAGGGAACAUGUCCUAGUGCCUUGGCUCAAGAGGCUUUUGAAGAGGUGGGAGCAGAGGCAUUUGUUUCGUUUGUGCCAGAUAACCGCCUGCAGGAAAACAAACUAAGAGACCGUGGUGACAUUAAGGACGGUGAGACAGUGUGCUCAGCAGAGAGAUGUGUGAAGCUAAUUGAGCAGCUUCAUCAGACAGAGUCCACCUUGAAGAUAUCUUAUCAGGACACCCAAGAAGCUGUUGGAAAAUGGGAAAAAGCAAUGUCUGAGCUCUCUCAUAUGCAGGCAGAACUGGAGGAAGAACGUGCAGCACGGAUCUGUUGUGAAAAAGAACUUCUGGAAAAAAUGGAGAAGGAGAAAGAACUUGAAAAUAAACUCACGUUUCUGGUAAAGCAGCAGGGUGAGGGUGGAGGCCAGCCUCACUGUGCUGUAGAGUCUCUGGCACAAGUGUCAAAACCCUCUAUCUGGCAAGAAAUGGUGAAAGACCUCCAGGAGGAAAGAGAAAUGUUGAUGGUGCAGCUGCGAGCUCAGGAGCAAUUAGUGAAAGACGUUCAAGAGCAGAAAACAGCUUCUGAUUCUGUGACAAGCGAAGUGCAGUCUCUCUUCGGCCGUCAGUUGGCUGCUUUGCAAAGUCAAAGGGAUCAGAUGCAAAGCCAACUUGAUGCUCAGAAGGCUAAAAACCAGAGAAUAGCAGAGCUGCUCGGUCAGAAAACUGUGUCUGAGGAGACGUUGCUAAAAGAACAGGAGUUGCUCAAAGCUGAAAUCAAUAAUAAAGAACAAAAUUUAGCACUUUUAUUGAAGGAAAAAACAGCCUUAGGAGAAAGAAUAUCUGCCGUGGAGGAGGAUUUGGUGAAAGCAGAAAAAGCACUAGCAGAGAAUCUUGGCAUCAUUGAGGACCUUGAGAAAAACAUACACGAGCUUAAUGCUGAAAUGAAAAACCUCAAAGAAGUACAGGAGUGUGAAAGACUGGGCUAUGAGGACAGGUUAAACCUUUGCAACCAAGAAAUUCAUAAACUUACUGCUGAAAUAAAGGAAAAGAGUACUGAGUACAGUGAGGAAAAGAACCAGUUGACUGAAGAAAUUGCCCGUUUGAAAGAGGCUCAUUUGAAUCUCGAGGCUCGCUUGCAGGAAUCCUUUCAGGCUGCACAAGCUGCCCAGGAGGCUCAAUCCAAGGUGGAGAAACAUUACAAAGAGGAAAUGGAUAAAAUGGCAACUCAGCACCUUGCUGAAUUAACUGAAGUGAGUUUGACACACAAGAGAGAGAUAGAAGAGUUAAAUGCUGAAAUAAAAGAUAAAGUGGAAAAACAGGAGAAGCUGGAAGAAAAAAGAAAGGAAGAGAUUGCUGUAAUAAAAAAGGUACAUGAACGAGAGCACGACCGUGAAAUCUCUGAACUGGCUGCUAAACACGAAGAGGAAAUGGAGAAGCUCCGUGUUGAACUGAAGGAAGAGCAGAGGCACCUGUUGGAUGAACUUCAGCAGCAAAUGGCAGCCACACACAAAGCAGAGCAGGAGCAAGCUCAGCUCCAGUCCCAGACACUGCACAACCUUGAACUGGAAGCUUUACGCCUGACCUUAAACAAUAUGCACACUUCCCAGCUGGAGCUUACGCAGGCAAACCUGAGGAGAGAGAAGGAGACUGCCCUCGUGGAGCUGCGGGAGAUGCUCAACGACAAACGCGCGCAGGAGGUGGCGAUCCUGCAAAACCGCCAUCAGCUGGAGUGGGAGGAGAUCAGAGAACAGUGUCUGAAGGAAAAAGAAGACCUCGAGUCAAAGCAUCAGCAAGAACUAGUUGACCAGAGAAAGAAAAUAGAAUUGGAAAUGGAAGAGACACAUCUCCAGGCAUUAGAGAUCCUCAAAAGAGACUGGGAAUUAGAGUCUGACACACGUUUAAAAAACAUGUGUGAAGAGCUAUGUGAAAAACAUCAGACUGAGAUGAUGGAACUGCAGAAAUCUCUGCAAAUGGAUUUAGAAAAAGUCAGAGCAGAGCUGGGGCUUCUUUCUGUUGAGAAUGAACAGUCUAAAAUAAAAUGUAUAGAACUGGAGAGGCAACACCAGUUAGCCAUUACAAAGUUACAAGAACAGCUGCAGGCUGAGCAUAACCAUGUCCUAGAAGAGAUGAAGAUGAAAAGCCAAGAAAAAGAACAGAACCUUCAGAAGGAGCUGGACCAGCUUCAGGUCAAGCAUGAACAACUCCAGGCUCAGUCACAAGAAGAAAUCCGGCAGCUUUGGUCUCAGCUUGACAGUACCCGAGCGAACCGACAGGAGCUAAGUGAUGGUGAGACCAGAAUGCAGGCCUGUGGUCCAGAGCUAAAAGAGCAGCUCCUGGCUCGUGCAUCACAGGUAAAAGAAAUAGAGCGUUUAAAACAAGAGUUUGAACAGCAGCGUCAGCAAAGAAACAGUGAGCAUGAAGCUCAACUGGAACAACUGAGGCUUUAUUUUGAGGAGAAGUUAAGAGUUGCUGAAGAAAACUACAGAGAAGAAUUGACUUUGUUGCAUCAGAGACUGCAAGAACUGAAGGACUAUUCACUAUCAGAGUUGGAAAUGAGUCAGGAUCAAGCAGGGGACAUCAGUUCUUCUGUCGCAGUUCUUGAAGAUACUACUGACAAAGAGAGAAGGGUUGCACUUGAUCAGCUAAAUCAACAUCAGGAAGAACUUGCCUGUCUGCAGCUACAACUUAAAGAACAACACAGGCAUGAAUUAGAUUCCUUAAGAUCCUCCCUUGCACUUCAGUAUAAAGAGGACCUGAUGAAAAUGAAGAUGGAUCUGUCAGACAAAUGCAUGACAGAAAUUGAGGCAAUGAAGAGAAAACAUAGUUUAGAACUUGAGCAGCUCCGUGCCCAGCUUUCAGAAGAACAUUUUAAAGAGAUCACCAAACUGCGUCUCCAGAGUGCCCAUGAUGCAGCGUGUCAGGUUGAAAUGGAGGUGGCUGAGCGAGUGUCUGUACUGGAGGAGGAGCACAAAGCCAAACUCGCUCUCCUCAGCUCUGAGAAACAGCGUAUUGCAGAGCUUUCAGAGGAAAUAAAGCACUUAAAGGAAGAGAUGGUAAAGCAGAAAGAUCUUUCUGAGCAGAAUGAGAAGCAUCUGAAAGAAGAAAUGGAAAAGGUAAAAUACGAAAUUGCUGAGGAUCACAAGAAUAAAUUAAGAGAAGCCAGAGAAGAAGUCCAGAGAAUAGAGACUAUGUACAAAGAAAAAGAGAAGAAAUGGCAAUGUGAAAGUGAGGCCCAGAGAAUCCAAGCAGAAGAGAAGUUAUCACUGCUGCGCAUCGAGCUGCAAAACAGAGCGGACUCUGAGAAGCAGAGUUUGCAGAAAGAGUUUGAACUUCGUGAAGCUGAAAUGAAUCAACUUCGAGAUCACCAAGCUGCCAAAAUUCUGGAACUGGAGAAGCUGGUAAAGGAGCAGCAAAACAACUUGCAGCAGCUGGAGGACGGCCUUGCGAGCGCGCAGGCUGCGCAGAAAGCUCAGCAGCAGCACGAGGCUGACCUGCAGGCAGCCAAAGCCCUCAUGGCAAAGGAAAUGGAAAAGGCCACGCUGUCUCUGCAGGAAGAAUGUGCUCUGAAACUUAUGGAAGCACAAAACAAGUUUAUGGAGGAACACAAAGCUAUGACUCAGAAAUUCACAACUGAGCAAGAGAUUCUUCUCCAAGAGCUGAAAAAGAAACAUGUGGAUGAGCUGGAACUCCAAAGUCAGCACCUACAGGAGAAGCAUAAGCAGCAAAUUUUGUCUCUGACAGCUGAUUUUCAAACAAAACACCAAGCUGAAAUUGAGACUCUUAAAUCUACACUGGAAAGUAAACAGCAGAUUCAACUUGAAGGUUGUGUUGCUGAACUACAGACAAAGCAUCAGGCCCAAAUUGAUGAGCUGGAGGCCAAGCACUUAUCAAAUCUGGAUUCCUUGGAGUCAUCCUACCUGUCUGAAAUUCAGAAUAUAAGAGAUGAACACAGCCAGGCUUUGGAGAAGCUACAGCUGCAGCACAUGGAACAGCUCCAAGAACAGGAUAAACUGCAUCAAGCACACCUGAUCCAGGAGAUUGAGAUGCUGAAAUUAAAGCAUGCUGAAGAACUUCAGCUUUCUCAGAAUAAUUUGAAAAUUGAGCUAGCUACUGUUCAUAUGGAAAAGCUGAAAGCCAUGGCUGUUGAAGCAGAAGAAGCUCAUAAGGAUGAUUUGAACAUAGCUCUUCAAAAUCAAAGGCAGUUGCUGGAAGAAGAAAAACGUCUGGCUCUGGAUCUGUUGCGUGAGGAAGUCUUGCAUAUGGAGGAAAAGCACAGAAAGGCCCUCCAAGAGCUUCAGGAUCUUCAUGAGGCAGAAAUUAGGAAACAUAAGGAGGAGUACUCCAGGGAGCUGGAAGAAGAACUGGGGAAACUAAAAGCACAGCAUGAACAUGAGCAAGAGCUGUAUGCUUCUGCAUCGGCCUCUGAAAUAGAAUCUGUGCGGAAAGCUCUUCUGGCUCAGUUUGAGGAGGUAAAAUUGAAGCAGCAGCUUCAGUUCCAGGAGGAGAUUGAGCUGUUGAAGUGUCAGUCAGAAGUGCUGCUGGAACAGCAGAUUGCUCAGCUGAAGGAUGAAUUUGAAGCUGAAAAAAAGGCAUCACUACAUGACAAGGAGCAGAUGUUGAUUCAGGAGAGGGAGAAGGCACAGGCUGCUCACCAAAAGGAGCAAGAGAUGUUAUCAGUCCAGCUGCAGGAAAAGACAGCAAUAAUUAUCCAGCUGGAGAAGAAAGUGGAGUCUUUAAAGCAUGAAAUAGAGGAGACCAACUCUGAACUGGAGACACUCCUUCAGUGGCAGGACAGGGAAAACCAAGAAGGAGGGAAUUUGGUAGCCUUGUUGAGAUCUGAUAUUGAGCAAUCCAAGGAGGAAAGGGAAAAACUGCGUGAAUCUUAUCAGCAGGUUUUGAAGUUGCUUAUGGAACUGGUGAAGGCAACAAUAGCUAUUGAGGACCUUAUCUGUAGCAAGAUUGGUCUUUGUCUUGAUGACAGCCUGGCUUCUGGAGAUUCUAGAGAAGCUCACACUAUUGUGGAAGAAAUGGGAUUUAUGCAAUAUUUCAAAGCCAAAGAAAACCAUCUAGAGAAAGCUUGCUUGUUUUCAGUAGAGGAGCUGCUUGAUGAAACUCUCACAGAACACAACCAGCUGUCUCCAGGGGCUGAUGAGGGGUCUGAGUUGAGCCAAUACUUAUGUGAAAGUGUUUUUGCAAAGCCAGAAUUGGCGUGUGAAAAUGAAGAAAUGAUACUGAAAAUUUGUCAUCGUUUGCGCACUGCGGUGGAGAGACUCCUGGAACUGGUUACAGAGUCAACUAAACAACUGGAGAAAAUGCAUGAAAACCACGCACAGUUUGAAGAGGAGUUCAGCCGCCGAAAUCAGGAGACUGCCCAGGUGGUGAGUCAGCACCAGGAGCUGAUGGAGUGCCUCAGUGAGGAGAGCGAGGCCAAGAACCAGCUGGCACUAGAGCUUCAUAAAGCAGAGGGCAUUAUCGAAGGCUACGUCGCAGAAAAAGCUGCAUUAGAAGAGGCCUUGAACCUGAAAGAGGAAUCUGAGCGUCGCCUUGUUGUGGAGCUGGAAAACAUGCGGGAACGCUUCCAGGAGCUGACCCAGGAGCAAGCAAUUCUUGGUCUACUCAAGGAAGUAGAAUUUUUAUCAAAGGAGAAAUUAGAGCUUCAGUGUCAGGCAGAAAAGGACCAUUCCAACUUACGCUCUCAAAUGAAGGUUUUGGAGGUGGAACUGGAAGAACAGCUGCACAGUAACCAGGACCUGGCUACACAGUUACUGGAGGUUGCUGAAUUAAAACAGCAAAUUCAAGUUCUUGAAAAACAGCUUAAAAACCAGAGACAGUUCAUGGAUGAACAAGCUAUAGAAAGGGAACAUGAACGCGAUGAUUUUCAGCAGGAGAUUCAGAAAUUGGAAGAACAGUUAAAACUGUCAACAAAAUCACAGACUUCAGGACAGCCCAGAGAAUACAGAAACUAUGAAUUGAUUCUACAGGUAGAAUCUUUGCAAGCAGAACUAAAAGAGAAGAUGGAUGAUUACAACAAGCUCUUAUUAGAAAAGGAGCAAAAACACCAGGAAAUUACAGCUCGUGAUAAAGAGAUAGAAAAACUGGUGGCACAGAUCCAAGAGCUGAAGUGCAGCGGUGCUGAGGUCUCCAAGACUGUGCACUCACUGGAACAACAGCUGCAGAAAAUGAAGAAAGUGGAAACUGAACUGAAACAAGAUAAAGAGGCAUUGCAACAGCAGCAGUACAAUAACCUGAUCCAGAUCUCUGCCCUGCAGUCUAAGCUGGAUGAAGCAAGGCACCGAGUGCCAGUGGAUGGCAGUUCUGCCCCUGUGCUGAAGGAGCAGCUACAGGCAGAGCAGGAAGCACUUCAGGCCAAGGAGAGAGAGAUUGCAAGCUUGCUAGACCAACUGGAACAAUAUAAAGAUAACUUGAGCAGCAAAAACGAGGAGAUAUUGCAGCUGAACUUGCAGUUAGAGAUACAAAAGAACCUUAGCACUUCCAGCAUCAACCAGCUCCAGGCAGAGAAUGCACACUUGAAGGAGGAUCUAACAAAACUUCACGUGAAGCAAAGUCAGGACCUGGGUAUUAAUGAUUCCUCAGCUUUGUCAUUCCCACAAGCACUACUUGAAGAAAAGAAUCAAGAAAUCGAUCACUUGAAUGAGCAGAUGAAGAGACUCCAGCUCGAGCUACAGAAUGCUCUGGAGAAUAAAGUUGUGGAAGACCAAAAAUCUGAAAUUGAAGAACUCAAAUCACUGGUCGAGCACCUUCACGUUGACCAGGAGAGGCUGCGUAAGGACAAGGAUGAAGAGGUGGAGCAACUCCAUGGAGUAAUUGAGAAGCUUCAAAAAGAGCUGGCACAGUUUGGACCAGUUUGUCAUGAAGAUAGUGACAACCAAGAUGACUUCUAUCAGGUUGCAUUGGGAAAGCCAGUGGAAAACCUUCAGAAUGAGCUGAAGAAGGGACUGGUGGAUUGUCAGGGUGAUCCUGAUCCAAACAGAAGCAGUGCAUCACUACUCUCCAAAGUGAGAGAACUUCAAGAGGAACUGGAGCUUGUCUCAGCUGCUAGACAAGCUCUGCAGCAGCAACUGGAAGAGAAGGAACUGCAGUUCAAAAUGGAAGUGGAAAUUCUGGAGAAAAAAUGCCAACAGUUGCGAGAGUCAUCGGAGCAGUUUGUUGCAGAGCUGGCCUCUCUGAGGAUCCAGCAUGAGGCACUUCAGGAAGAAUACAGCCUUUCCCAAACACGUUUGUCCCAGAGAGAGGUUGAAACAAAGGUUACUGAAUCUCGAAUUCAAGAACUUGAAGCUACCAUGAGAGAAAAGGAAGCAAAUAUUCUAGAGAAGGAGAUGCAGAUUAAGACGAUGGCGGAUCAAAGAGAAGCUGACAGCACCGAGCUGCAGUAUUUAACAGAAAAGGCAGCAGAGCUCCAAACUGAGUUGGAAAAGAGAGAUGCAAGUCAGGCACAAGAUGUUUAUAGUCUUCAAUUAGAAGUCUCUAGACUGGAUUUCCAGGUGCAAGCACUGAAUCAGAAAGAAGUAGCUUAUCUGAGAGAAAUCAAGGAACUACAAGGUAGCACUGCAAAACUGAAAGAUCAAAUCAAGGCCCACAUGAAAGAGCUUGAAGCCUUACGAUCAGAGAGAGCUGAAGUUUCACAGCUGGAGUCACACCAGCUAAAGGAGCAACUAGGUCACAAAGGGACUACCUUUCUCAAACCAUUCUGCCAGAGAGAAAGAAAAGGAGUAGCCCUUAAAAAGGGAAUGGAGGAAUUAGAAGAACUGGAAGCAAAUAAUGAUCAGUCAUUCCCAGUACUGGCUUCCCCUACUGCUAAACUGGAAAAAGAUGAAGUUAUGUUUGACUUGACAACUCACAGCAGAAAUCCAAAAACUCAGAUUAAGCAAUCACAAGAAAAUAUUUUGCUUCAGGAGUUGGACAUGAUCCACAGCUCUGAAGAGGAUGAAGAUUUGAAAAAGCAUUGCCAGCAAAUGCUGGAAAUUCGUCAAACGCCUGACUCUCCAAAAUACAAUUUGGACAUAGACAAAGACAUUUCAAAAGACUUUCAGAAUUUGGUUGCAAGUAUGUGUUCCUGGGGCUCGCCUGAAAUCAUGAGAAAACAAGAUUCAAGCAUGGAACUUCAACCAGUGCUUCACCUGACGCCCUUGUCAGAAGUUGAAAACAUGGAUUUUGAAAUUAUGCACACAAGGUCAUCCCUGCAAGGAGAUAAUUCUGUAUCACUGGGAUAUUCUAGGCUGGCUGACAAUGGCAGUGGGGAUGCAGUGGUGGGAGUAGACAGAAAAUCUCCAGCUUUCUCUGAAAGCACCUAUUCUGUUGAUGACGAAGAUAUGCAGAAGAAGAUUUUGCAGAUGGGAGAGGCUGAUAACCUCACUUUAACCCCUUCUGAUUUACAAGAUGAUGUAAGAUCAAGAGCAUCUGUGAUGAGCAGUGGAUGUGGCAGCAAUACCAGCUCAAAUUUGGCAGCUAAACUAAAGCAGGAGCUCCAAACAUCAGACCACCUGGAUGCCAGUGUCAUGGCUUAUCUGCGGUACCGGGGAGUGUUCCCAGAUAUUAUGGAAUCAGUGAAAGAGAAGGAAGUACUUUCACCACAGCUGAAGGCUGUGCUGAAGAUGGUGUACGAGGAGAGCCGCAAAAUAUUGGCUUUGUCAGAACAUCCCUUUGGUUUCAGGGAGCUGAAGAACGUUCCUCAGACCCAAGCAGCGGUGGAGGGCUGGCGGAAGGAGGGCUUAGCCCUGCUGGAUGCUAUCCAGUCCCUGAGGGAUUACCUUGGCAAGGUGGCAGAGAGAGGAGACAAGGAAACUUCAGCUGUUGCUGCUGACUGGAGAGGAGAACUUCUGCAAGCAGUACAGAGCGUGUUUGAGAAGGAGAGAAGUGUGUUGCAAAUUGACUUGAAGUCUCACUUCUCCAAUCCUGCAUCUGGUGAUGCAGGUUCAUUAGUGGAAAAACUGGAGUAUAUAAUGAAACAGCAAGAGGAGCAGAGGCAGAUGGUUGUAGAGCACCUUUUCUCCUCAGACCGGAACAGCUUGCUCUCAGAAAUCCAGGACCUCCGAGCUCAGCUCCGCAUGACACACCUGCAGAACCAGGAGAAGCUCCAGCAGCUACAGGAAACUCUUACCAAUGCAGAAGAUCACGGGAACAAACAGGAACACCACCUUCGGAGGAAAGUUGAAUUAUUGGAAUAUAAGCUUCAGCAGGAAAAAUCUAUUGUAAGUGACUUGCAGAGCACUCUCUCUGAAGAGCAGAAAAGAGCCUCUGGAACAUGUGAUGUCCUAAACCAAGAAAAAGCAGCCCUGAAAUCAGCACUUCAUGAAAGUAAGCAAGAGAACGAAAGGUUGCAGAAAUCCCUGGAAGAGCUUCAGAGGGAAAUAAAUCAGUUACGUUCGGAAUUGGAAAAGAAAGGAAAGGAUUUGGCAGCUGCACUUGGAGACUUGCAGGCUGAACAGCUGAAGGAAUCUGAGCUCCGAGGUUGGUUUGAGGAACAACAGCGUCAGCAGAGGAAAGCAGAGGAUGAAAAGACAAAGGCUCUGGAGGAGCUGCAGGCUGCCCUGGAUGUGCAGUCGGUGCAGAAUCGGCAGCUGGUCGUGUCCUUGGAGCACGAGAAAACAGUGACUGACAAUCUCCGCAAGGAGCUGCAGAUCGAGCACUCCCGCUGCGAAGCGCUGCUGUCCCAGGAACAGACCAAACUCCGGGAGCUACAGAAAAACUUGGAUGCUGAGAAGAACCGUUCGUUGGAGCUCCUGGAUUCCUUGAACCACGAACGUGUUUUGACAGAGCAGUUGAGCAUGAGAGUGAAAGAAGGUGCUUCCUGUCAGCACAGGGAGCUGCUGCUGGAACAAGCCUUCGUCCAAGAGCUCCAAGCCCAGCUGGAAGAAGAGAGGUCCCGGACUGUGGAGCUAGCUGCUGUUAUUGAGAAGAUGCACCAGAAGGCCAUUCAGUCCAAAAGGCAGCUGGAGGCUGAGGUACAGAUGUGCUGUGAGGAAACCCAGAAGGAGAGGGAGGUCAGUGACAAACUGCGAGCCACGCUGGAGUCUCUUCAGGCUCAAAAGCAAGAGGUGAUCCGUUCCUUGGAGGCCCAGAAGGAAAGAGAGUCCAAGAUGAAAGCUGACUGGGAACAACUGCAGUCACUCUUCAAGAUGCUGAAAGAGCAAGAUAAGCAUAAGAAAGAGGAGAGGGAGUGGAGACAGCAGCAACAGACAGAGCUAGAGAAACAGAAGGACUGGCAGAGAGAUCGGGAGAGAAUGCAAAACUUGGAACGGCAGCACCAGAGGGAUGAACAAAGAAUUAAAGAACUGCAGGAAAUGCUGGCAGUAUUAGAAGAAAGAGAAAGAAAUCCUCCAACUCCAAACCAUCAGCAAGAGCUGUUGUGUACCUCAAACAAAGAUGGGAAUGCCAGACAGACUGUGACAAAAGAAACUGAAAAACCCCAUUUGCAGCAGCAGCAACAGCUGGAGAAGAUAAGACAGCAGUUGCUCUUUGUAGCUGUGCACCUGAACGAGUUCAUCUAUAAAACUCUAGAUAAAACGGUUCACGAUUGGUCUGCAUCAAAUGAUGAAGCUGUGGCCUCUUUACUACAGACAUUAAGGGAACUAAAAUCAGAUUUAUUGUCUCCUGCAUCUCAGAUCAGAUCUACAGGUGAUGGUGAGUCUGUUCAAGAGCUGGAAAGAGAGGCUUGGCAGCGAGAGAGGAACGUGUUGCAGAACGCACUGAAACAGGCUGAAUCCCAACUGGCAAAAGCAAAUGCUGAAAUUGAAAACAAGCCAGUGGUAGAAACUUCCAAUCCUAAGUUGCAGAGAUUAUACAGGAAGUACAUUCGAGCAGAGAGCUUUAGAAAGGCUCUGGUUUAUCAGAAGAAAUACCUCUUGCUGCUUCUGGGUGGCUUUCAGGACUGUGAGCAGGCAACCCUCUCUCUCAUCGCCCGGAUGGGGAUCUACCCCUCGCCUGCAGACCUGCAGCUCUCCGGGUCCCGGCCCCGGCCUUUCACCAAGUUCAGGUGUGCGGUCAGGGCCAUCAUCGCCAUAUCAAGGUUAAAGUUUUUGGUGAAAAAGUGGAACAAAGUCGGCAGGAAGAGCACACAUGGUGAAAGCAUUUCUCACAGUGUAGGAGGUAACACAGCCUCUGGUGCUAGAACAGAAGUUCUGAAAGAGCAGCAGCCCCUGGCUGCUCCCAUCAGCUCUCCCCCUACCCGGGACAGGGACAUGGGGCUGUGCCACAGAACCAGCGCUGCAAGAUUUGGGAGCCUCUCCCCGCGAUCCUCUUCCCGCUCGCACAACAGAUUGCAUCCGUCCCCAAGUUCAGCUUCAGAAAAGUCACUUGUGCCACCUCACGAUCCCGAACGAUCGCUCACAGAAUACAUCCAUCGCUUGGAGGUUAUCCAGCAAAGACUGGGGGGGAUGCAGCCAGGACAAGUGCCAGGCUCACCUCGUCAGAGAAGCAUGAAGAAGUGAUGGGAAUGCUUAUGAAAUCUGUCCUGUGAGUUACUGCUUCCUUCUGAGCUGGUCCUUACUGAACAGAGGCACUUGCAAUCAAUCUCCUGUGCAACUGAAUAAAGGGCAGUGCUUUUACAGCAGAUUUUUAUAUGACUCUUUUUAUUAUUUUUUAGUACUUAAGAGGGACUUACUUUUCUCUAAGAAUGAUGUUUUACAUUCUCAUGUAAAAUUACUCUAAGUUAACAGCUGAAGUGUGACUGCAUCACUGUAUUGUAAGCUGCAAAAAGUCUCUGUGGUGUUUAUUUUUCUAGAGUGUAUAGAUGGAUUCCUUGUAAAAAAAGUUAUUAAAAUGGCAUUUCAUUAGUGAAUUCUUA